UCCGCCCUGUUUUCCGAAAAGGACCAAGCAGCAUCCACGAGCUCCGGCAAGAAGAGAAGGAGGAGCCUUUCCCGCCGCCGCCGGCGGAGCUCGCGCCGUGUGAGGGCCCCGCGGUCUACCCUGGUGUUGCUUGGCGCCUGUGGGGAGGGAGCUGCUGACUCCUCCCUUCUUCCCUCCCUCCCUCCCGGUUCUCGUGCCGCCGCUGCUGCCCCCCCCCCGCCCCCUCCGGUUGUGCGGUCUGCUGGCGUGCUGAGUCGGUCGGUCGCAAUGGAAAACCCAGCAGUUUCCUUUUCCUCGCCCGCGUUGACGAGCGAGCGCCUCUCCCGUUGGAAAAGCCCUGGAAUAGGUUGGCGGUGCUUCUUCCCCGCUUUGGAGAGGUGGCUGAUUCUCCCUGCUAAUAAUCACUGUUUGCUGUCGGGUCUCCUUUGCUUGCCUUGUUUAAGACUUAAGAGGAUACAGGAUCCAAGCAGCAGGAUGGAAUUGAAUGGAGAAAGUAUGCUGACUAACAAGCCAGAAUCUGUAACUUCAAAAUUGUGAUUUGUGUGGACUACGCUGGGAGUUUGAGCUGCAAAAUCUUUCCAAGGGAUUCCAGAAGUGUAUAAACAGCCAUGGCACUCUUCACUCCAUGGAAAUUGUCUUCUCAGAAACUUGGCUUCUUUCUGGUGACUUUUGGCUUUAUUUGGGGAAUGAUGCUCUUGCAUUUUACUAUUCAACAGAAGACUCAGCAUGAAAGCAGUUCAGUGCUUCGUGAACAAAUACUAGAUCUCAGUAAAAGAUACAUAAAAGCAUUAGCAGAAGAAAAUAGAAAUGUAGUGGAUGGACCUUACGUAGGGACAAUGACUGCAUAUGAUUUGAAGAAAACUCUUGCAGUCUUACUGGAUAAUAUAUUGCAGCGCAUUGGGAAGCUUGAGUCUAAGGUUGAGAACCUUGUAAUCAAUGGCACAGGUACAAAUUCCACAAAUAGUACCACCACUGCAAUUCCUAGUUCGGGGACAGCUGAAAAGCUGAAUGUUGCAGAUCUCAUUAACGGAGCCCAGGAACAGUGUGAAUUGCCUCCUAUGGAUGGUUUUCCUCACUGUGAGGGCAAAAUAAAAUGGAUGAAAGAUAUGUGGAGAUCAGAUCCUUGUUAUGCAAGUUACGGUGUUGAUGGGUCUACAUGCUCAUUCUUUAUUUACCUCAGUGAGGUUGAAAAUUGGUGUCCUCGUUUACCCUGGAGAGCAAAAAAUCCCAACGAAGAAAUGGAUCAGAAGACAUUGUUGAAGGCUGAAAUCAGAACCAAUUUUGAUUUGCUAUAUAAAAUGAUGUCAAGACAUGAAGAAUUCCGGUGGAUGGUGCUGCGAAUAAAAAGGAUGGCUGAUACUUGGAUAGAAGCAAUAAAAUCACUUGCUGAGAAGCAAAACUUGGAAAAGAGAAAACGAAAAAAAGUCCUUGUUCAUCUGGGGCUCCUCACAAAAGAAUCUGGAUUCAAGAUUGCAGAAAAUGCCUUCAGUGGUGGCCCACUUGGCGAGCUAGUCCAGUGGAGUGAUUUAAUCAUAUCGCUCUAUUUACUGGGCCAUGACAUAAGGAUUUCGGCUUCCCUGGCAGAACUCAAGGAGAUUAUGAAGAAGGUAGUUGGUAACAGAUCUGGCUGUCCUACACAGGGGGAUAAAGUGGUGGAGCUUAUUUAUAUCGACAUUGUGGGACUCACUCAGUUUAAGAAAACGCUUGGGCCAUCUUGGGUUCAUUAUCAGUGUAUGUUACGGGUGCUAGAUUCCUUUGGGACUGAACCAGAGUUUAAUCAUGCUCACUACGCCCAGUCUAAAGGCCACAAAACCCCGUGGGGGAAGUGGAACCUUAAUCCACAGCAGUUUUAUACAAUGUUUCCUCACACUCCAGAUAACAGUUUCCUUGGAUUUGUUGUGGAACAGUAUCUGAAUUCCAGUGAUAUCAAACACUUCAAUGUCAUUAAAAGGCAGGAUCAAUCACUUGUUUAUGGGAAAGUUGAUAACUUCUGGAAGGAUAAAAAGUCUUAUUUGGAUGUCAUUCAUGCCUAUACAGAAGUUCAUGGGACUGUCCAUGGCACAAGUGCUGUCCAUAUGCCCAGCUAUGUUAAAAACCAUGGGAUUCUCAGUGGCCGAGAUUUACAAUUCUUGCUGAGGGGAACAAAACUUUUCGUGGGUCUUGGCUUCCCAUAUGAGGGUCCCGCACCUUUGGAGGCUAUUGCAAAUGGAUGUGCAUUUUUGAACCCAAAGUUUAACCCACCAAAAAGCAGCAAAAACACAGACUUCUUCAAAGGCAAGCCAACUCUUAGAGAGUUGACAUCUCAACAUCCCUAUGCUGAAGUCUACAUUGGGAAACCUCAUGUUUGGACAGUAAAUAUCAAUGAUCUUUCUGAAGUGGAACAGGCCGUGAAAGCAAUUUCCAGCCAAAAGAUUGAACCUUACUUGCCUUUUGAAUUCACGUGUGAAGGAAUGCUUCAGAGAAUGAAUGUGUUCAUUGAGAAACAGGAUUUUUGUCAUGGCCAAGUGAUGUGGCCUCCGUUAAGUGCUCUUCAAGUCAAAAUGGCUGAAACUGGAAAAUCGUGUAAACAGGUUUGUCAAGAAAACCAGCUCAUAUGUGAACCAUCUUUUUUCCAGCACUUGAAUAAGGACAAAGAUCUCUUGAAAUACAACAUUCAGUGUCAUACUGCUGAGUCUGCAAAUGAUAUUCUGGUCCCAUCUUUUGAUGAAAAGAGAAAGCACUGUGUUUUCCAGGGUGAUCUUUUGUUGUUCAGCUGCGCAGGGUCUCAUCUAAACCAUAAAAGGAUCUGCCCUUGUAGAGACUAUCUUAAAGGACAAGUUGCACUAUGUAAAGACUGCCUAUAGCAGGAAUUUAAUGUGACUUUUCAAAGUGGCUUGGAGAGAGCCACACUGUGCACUUUGCUACUGCAGACAAAACAGUCGUCGAAGAGCAGAAAUCUGUCCUGAGAAAGGGCAGAUAAGUGAUUUAAAUGUUUAGGAAAAUAAACCUCAAUUUUUAUGUUUUCAUUUCUCGAAGUGAGCUACUUCCAGACACAGAAAUCUCUUUAUUCAAAGACAUGACAAAUCAACGUCCCGACAAGAGCUUGAGAUAAUGUUGGGGCUUCUUCCCCAGUGACUCCUCAAGAUGGACAGUUUGUCAGACAUCACUGAACAAAAUAUCAACCUGAAAGGAUUGGAUGGUGCAGAAACGUCUUCAGACUUGCCAUAGGUAGGCAAAAUGGUGGUGCUGUUCCCGUCGACAAGGCCAGGCAGCUGCUGAAUAACAACACCAUGGUCUUGGUCACUUUCUGGCCUAUCCCAGUCUCAAUGGACUUUCCCCACCAUCGCUGUUUGAGACUGCCAUUUAAGGAAACCCUCCAAAAUAGGACUGGUAGCUGACAGACUGACCUUUAGGAUCCGUUAGGCUUGAUGAUGGGUUAUGAUUGUGGCAUUAAUCAAGAGUUGGAAUAGCCACAUAAACACCCAAUCUGUUUUCGUUUUGUUUUGUUUUGUUUCAAAAAAACCAACAACACUCGUUUUCAACUCUGUAUUCUCUUUCUCACUUGUCCAAAGGUUUUGCUUAGGGGUGUUAGGAAUACUGUGUAAUCAUUGGAGAUAAAAUAGUUUCACUGGAGCAAUAUUUUAUUUCUUGAAUUUGCUGUAAGAUAGCAAAACAGUGUCUAAAAUAAUGAAGGCAGGUGGAAGAGUGGUCUGCCCCAGUAUCUUGUAAGGAUUUAAAGAGUAAUUAUGGUCUACAAAUAAUGGUCAUGAAAAGGGGGCUUUAUUUUAUGCAGCCCUUGUUAAAAAAAUGGAUGUGUAGAAAUAGGCCAUUUAUUUUUUAAAUUGCAAUUAAUCCAGAAUAUUGAAUUUAAACAUUGUUUGUAGUCAGGAUAUAAGCUGUUUCUUUUUUUAAAAAAUGCACAGUAUCUUUUUUAAUUGUUUUUUUUUUAGCACAACUGACACAUGUUUAAAUGCACUGUUCAUGGGUAGGAAAAAUAGCAUUGAAUUGAAAAUGAAUAUGGAUAGGGAACAGAAGAGACUUGGGCCAUUUGCAAAAUCAAAACUGUUAUUUCCCUCCUUUGUAAACAUUAAUUGCUAUUUCUACUGAUAAAACAAUAUGCCUGCUUUUAAUCUUUUAUAAUCUAUCAACUCUUUACUUGAUGCAUUAUUUCAUAUCUAAAGAUCAUUGCCUAUCUCUUCACUUGCAGAAGACAAGAAACAUUUUUGAAGAAAUUGCCACGUUGAAGUUUUAAAGUUGAUUUUUUUAAAAAAAUCUGGUUAAAAUAAGUGGAAAUCUGUGUGAGCAUAGUAUUUACGGAAGCCGGUUAUUUAUGUUAAGGGACAUAUUGCCAGAUCUGAAUAAAUUUUGAAUAAGAAAAAUGAUAUUAAAAAAAUGUUUACAUUGUAUUAUUCAGAAACACUCACUUUGUAACAAGAAAUAUAUUACCUAAAUUGAAACAUGUUAUGAGUAGAAUUAAAAGUUACUAAGGAUUAAACCUCGAAAUUAGGAUUCAGUGAAUUGAAUGUCAGAUUGUAAACAUUUCUUUCUUGGUUCUGCAGAAUGUAACUCUUGGGAUCUAAGCAUGUGUAUUUUUUAAGUUAUCAAACCUAGAUAAUUUCUAAGGCCAAGAAUUAUAUAUAUGUAUAUCAUGAGUUCACCUGAACCCACAGACUUAGCACUUCUAAUUGCUGUAGCAGCUAAAAGAAUUUGAUAUUUGUGUUGUAAAUACAACUUUGUUAAUGUCUUCAAAUUAAUUUAUCCUGCAUAAUGGUGGACUGCUUUAAGUCCAGUAUUUCUUUUCCAGAAAAGCUAACAAUAAAGCACGAAUUAAAAAAUCCAGGCAAAUUUUGUAGGAAAGAAUGGAAAUUAUCAGAAACCAGAUCUGCUUGGAAUCUUUCCUUCAACAUUACUGUGGAUUUUAUAUUCUCGUGCUAAAUUGUAAACUUGCACCUGUGUGUGUUUGUAUUCAUAAAUUGCUUCAGAGAGAGUAAUAAUAUAUUAACAUCCAAACAAACCCUAAAACCUAGAAUGAGUUGUUGGUUGGUCAAAUCAAUAAUUAUAGAACUUCAUUCAGAGGUAGAUUUGUUAAUUGAUAGUCUUGUAGUUCAACAUAGAUAUAUACAUUUGUUGAGAAAGAAAAAAAAUGGUUGCAAGUUAAAAAGUGAAGAGUUUUUGGAAAAGUAGAAUUGUUACAGUUCUUAUAUUUUUGCAGUACUUGUAUGAUGUCAUUGAGAGUAGGGUCAGAUCUUCAAUAGGUUCAUUAUUUCAUAGUUUAUUGAAGUUUUUUAUGACAGUAAAAUGGUGUUGAUCCUUGAAGGAAAAUUGUAUAUUGGGCCUUUCAGUUGGAAUUCCAUAUUUAUUUACACUAUCCCGAUUUGGUGGAGCAAAAAGUUUAAGGCAAAUAACAUUUUUGUCAGUUCAGGUUAGAUUGACCUGACACUUUUUCCAUGAAAAAUGUCUAUUAAAAUGUAGACAUUAACAAGUCCAGUUCCAUUGAGCACUGUUAUAUAAGCUGAAUAUUAAAUGGUUUGUUCAAGAUGUCAUUAAAAAUUACACAGAUUUAUAGGUGUUAAUUCCUUCUUUUUU
Messenger RNA from Notechis scutatus (mainland tiger snake), 5565 nucleotides. Lineage: Eukaryota; Metazoa; Chordata; Lepidosauria; Squamata; Elapidae. The record is from RefSeq and is a predicted model, not a curated record.